Nerophis lumbriciformis (worm pipefish) is the source of this 2087-nucleotide messenger RNA. Lineage: Eukaryota; Metazoa; Chordata; Actinopteri; Syngnathiformes; Syngnathidae. The record is from RefSeq and is a predicted model, not a curated record.
GGUGGAGUCACAAGUCCACGCCUCCAGCAGCGUGGGAAUAACACACAAUAGUACUAGUAGGAAUACUAGUUGGACUACUAGUAGAAGAUGGAUCUAUCCUGUGAGUCUGCAGAAAGAAGACCCAUCAGUUGCAAGUUGUUGGAGCUCCACGUUCUCUUGGUGCCAGACGACCAUUGGGACGUCAAACUGAAUAAAGUGUCUGCAGAGAGCACAGACAGCUUCAUCUCCGCUGGAUUCAUCAGAGUUCAUCCUGACGUCAGCCUGAAAGCUCUGAGGACUGACCUUGUGGAUCUUCUGGGCUCAGAAAGAAGCGCGGACAAGUUCUGCUUCCUGAAAUGUGUCGGUCGCAGUCUGGCCUUGGUGAGAAGCAAGCAGGAGAAGGAAGUGAAAGUGAAAACGUUCGCUCCGCCUUACGCCGAGCAGCCCGAACUUUAUCUCCUUCCUGUUGUGGACAACGACUUUUCUCACUCGCUCAGUCCCGCCUCCCCGGUGACCUUUGACCCCCACAAGACCUGGAGCUCGCCAGAGGAGACGCUUAGAUUCCCACAUCAGGCUCCGCCCACCUGCAGCCUGGAGGAGGAGGAGGACUUCAGCUCCUCUGAGGAAGAGGAAGGGCAGGCUGAGGAUGAAGAUGAAAGUGGGUGUGGCAAGAGGAGCGAGUGGGCGGAGUCAGGACAAAGGAACCAAAGGACAAGUGGACCACUUUUUCACAAUAAAGUGAAAGAGGAAGAAAAGUGCAGGAAGAAGAAGAAAGUUCAGCAAAAAGCAAGCAGAGAUCAAGUGGAGGAAACACCUGCACACAGGCUGGGGAAGACAUCAGAAGUGCACAGGUGUAAGACAACAAGUGUGGUAAUGAGCAACAUUCCAAAGGUAAAUGUGUCACAUGAAGACUCAAUGUUGUGUUUGUGUGAAGGAGACCAAGUGAUGGAGGAGAUCAGGCUGGUGAAGGAAGCAAGGAAGCAGUUGGAGUGGAGGAGACAAGAGCUGCUCAGGAAAGGAAAAGACUUACUGGCCCAGAACAGACAUCGCAGGAACCAAGCUCGUGACAGCUGGAAAAAGAAGUAUUUUGAUACCAAGAAGGCCACAGCGCCGUUAGAAGAGGCUCUGAAGAGCGUGCGACAAGACCUGGAGACCUUUUACAACCAAGUCCUUCAUCAGCUGCACGCUCGGGAGAGCAGGAGCAAGCCACAGAAACAUGGAUGCUCUGAAAAGAACGAGCUCAUCAUUCAGAUCCUGAGCGAGAGCCAUGAGAUGGAGGACAUGAAGAGGCAGGUGGAGGACGCCAAGAUGAAGCUGCUGACGGAGAUGAAGCUGAGGAAACAGGCUGCCACUGAGCUGAGGGGCCUGAAGGCGGAGCUGGCCCAGAAGAAGAGUCAGUCCUGCCAUCUUGGGCCUGUGGCAUCUCCAAGAUAAGUCCAAGUAGCCACACGUGGAGCUGUUGGAUCCUGACAGCACAUCAAAUGAAACCACCGCCGUCUGGUGGAGUUAUUUUGAACGACAUUAGGAGGUUGCCUACAGCCACAGUUCAUAAUGUCUUUUUUUUCUGAUGAUUCAGCAGUUUUUUAAAUAUGAAGUUAAGGACGAACUGCACUUUUUGGGGUAUUGUUUUCUAUAAAUUGCAAUCCUUAUGUAAGACAAGAACACGUUUCUUUUUUUUUUAAUGCAUUCUAACUCAUAAAUAAACGUUAGCAAGAGUCAGCUAACAAUGAAGUUGAUGGGAGUUACUCUAUUCCGCCAAUAAAGCACUUAAUGAAGGUUUUUAGAAUUCUAUUUUUUAAGUGCCUCAUUUUAAGCAUACGGCGAUGCAUUCAUUUCACAGACGCAUCAUUCACUUUUCCUUCGACAACACUACUAAUCAUGGCAGACUUCAUGAGACAAAAAAAGACUACUUUGGGACACACUUUUAGUCAAACACUAAGCAUGUAGCACUGUUGCUACCUGCUAAACAAGAUAUACAAACUAUCAACAUAAUAAAACAAUCACUUACUGUACAAUGUCUGCUCUCACCGGGAUGUUUAUAUCUUCCCGUUAGGAUGGAGAACUAAUUAUAAUCCUUACGCAGGUACAGAAAAAUAAAAGGUGCCACA